Aricia agestis (brown argus) is the source of this 1833-nucleotide messenger RNA. It is a transcript of the gene Rexo5, whose product is annotated as RNA exonuclease 5. Gene Ontology annotation, molecular function: nucleic acid binding; exonuclease activity. The record is from RefSeq and is a predicted model, not a curated record. The transcript has 2 exons. NCBI's taxonomy places the organism in Eukaryota, Metazoa, Arthropoda, Insecta, Lepidoptera, Lycaenidae. Gene Ontology annotation, cellular component: nucleus. Bases 84 to 1805 code for a protein of 573 amino acids.
AUGUUAGUGCAUACUAGUGAUCUGUGGUUAGUGCUAUUUGAAAAGGAGGUACCUAUUUCUGAAGUUCUGAACAUUACUUUAAAAUGAGUAAGGACAAACAUAACCACGAAGUGUCUCCUAAACGCCGACGAUUAAAUACUAAAGAUGUGUCAGCGUCAAAAGAGUCAAUACCAGAAGUUAAAUCUGAAAACAUUAACCGGAAAAUAAAUCCUAAACAUAACCCAAAAUUUAGAUUGAAAACUGUAGGAGAAAACGCUUCAUUGAAUACUGACACAGAAGCAAGGGUCCCGCUUACCCUUACAGACAUUCAACAUCUGUUACUGCAUUCCCUUCUAGGCAACCUCAAUGUAUCCCAGGCUCCUCGCUGGUAUGUGCUUGAUAAAUGUAAUCACAUUAGCCAAACUACGUGCUUAAUUCUUGAAGGUGUAUCUGUUAAUGAUUGGCUAACUGGCAAAGAAAAUGCCAGCAACAUAGACAAAAUAUUUGAAGAUGUUGUUGAGGUUAUAACACCAUCACUCUACAAUGGUUCCCUUGUUAGGGAACUCGCUUUAGUUCCCUUGUCAGAAACAGAGAAGGAGAGUAUAAUCCACAAAUAUGGCAGCAUGAACUUAGCACUAGAAGCAAGAAAAGAUUUGAUGAUUAUGAUGAGGGCUGUUUUUCCCAUUGCUGAUUCAAAUUCUUGUCCAUUGGAAUUUGAUUCCAAAGAAAAGUUUCCCAGAACACAGCUUAUAUUGUCUGCGUGGCAAUUGAUUCAAGAAAAUUAUCCUGUACCCCUAAAAGGCAAGCUAAAAACCAUAUACUCCGAUUAUGUUUUUUCUAAGGAUCAAUACGCUCCCGUCACUUCAAAAUCACCAAUGUUUGGUCUAGAUUGUGAAAUGUGUGUUACAAGUGCAGGAUCUGAACUAACUAGAAUAUCAAUUGUUAAUGAAAAAUAUGAAACAAUUUAUGAAUCAUAUGUAAAACCAUACAACAAUAUUGUAGAUUAUGUUACACGUUUUUCUGGCAUAACAAAAUCAAUACUAGAUGAUGUAACAAAGAGACUUGAAGAUGUCCAGAAAGACUUAAAAGAGCUACUUCCACCUGAUGCUAUUCUUGUGGGACAAUCGUUGAAUUCAGAUCUUCAUGCCUUAAAAAUGAUGCAUCCCUAUGUCAUAGAUACUAGCUUAAUCUACAAUUUUACAGGUGAGAGAACUCGUAAACCUAAACUUAAAGUAUUGGCUAGAGAAUUUCUAAAUCAAGAUAUUCAAUCAAAUAAAAACGGCCACUGUUCUGUUGAAGACUCCAUUGCUGCACUAAAAUUAGUUCAAUUAAAACUGACCAAAAGCAUUCAAUUUGGAGAUGCCGUCCACACUAAUAGACAGGGAUACAAGGAUAAUGUUGUAAAAAUGUUAACCAAGAAAGAAUAUGCACUCUCAAUAUUCAAUCAUAUUAUAGAAGAAAAGAAGACUUCUUUGGUUGUUGGCUGUGAUGACAUAACUGGCGAUUAUCAUACAUUUCUUAUGCAGGCUAAAGAGAGCUUUACUAUGCAGUUAAAGAAAGUUAAGCCAAAAAAAGUUAAACUAAACACAUGUGAUGGAGUAGAAGAAGUCAUAGCCACCGCUGCCGAGGCGACAAAUAAUUAUAAUUUAGUGAUGGCACAUCUGAAAGUGAAUAUGGACGAUAAGCUGCCACAACUUUCAAGUAUUGAUGGUUGGAUCAAAUCUAUAUGGGAUAGUCUUCCUAAAUCAGCCCUUUUCGUAGUAAUUUUUAGUGGAACAACUACAGAUAAUGGAAUUGCAAUGGCAAAAGUGAAAAACACUUUAUAAUAUUUGUAAUAAAUAUAUAUUAAAUAUA